Molecule: messenger RNA, 2792 nt
Organism: Perca fluviatilis (European perch)
Lineage: Eukaryota; Metazoa; Chordata; Actinopteri; Perciformes; Percidae
Gene: mob1a
Product: MOB kinase activator 1A
Exons: 6
Coding region: 175-825 (216 amino acids)
Biological process (GO): positive regulation of protein phosphorylation; hippo signaling
Cellular component (GO): nucleus; cytoplasm
Molecular function (GO): protein kinase activator activity
Source: RefSeq, a predicted model, not a curated record
CGGGCUUCUACAGAGAGCCGAUAGAGGAAGAGCCACUGUGGGUGCAGUUCAUUAGCCUAAGCGUUAGCUACUAUUAGCAGGCAUCGCUGACAAGUGGUUGUCUAUUUGUAAAACAAAUAUCUGUUUACUAAAUCAGAGUUGUAAUCGAGGCUUUCCGACGACUGCUUCGCCAAGAUGAGCUUCCUGUUUGGCAGUCGUUCAUCCAAGACCUUCAAGCCGAAGAAGAACAUCCCAGAGGGCUCCCAUCAGUAUGAGCUCCUGAAACACGCUGAGGCAACACUGGGCAGUGGGAACUUGAGGCAGGCUGUCAUGCUGCCUGAGGGAGAGGAUCUCAAUGAGUGGAUCGCUGUCAACACGGUGGAUUUCUUCAACCAGAUCAACAUGCUGUAUGGCACCAUCACCGAGUUCUGCACUGAGACCAGCUGCUCUGUGAUGUCUGCUGGACCAAGAUAUGAAUAUCACUGGGCUGAUGGCACCAAUAUUAAGAAGCCCAUCAAAUGCUCUGCACCCAAGUACAUUGACUACCUGAUGACCUGGGUGCAGGAUCAACUGGAUGAUGAGACACUUUUUCCCUCCAAGAUUGGAGUUCCUUUUCCGAAGAACUUUAUGUCUGUGGCCAAAACCAUCCUGAAGCGUCUGUUCAGGGUUUACGCUCACAUCUACCACCAACAUUUUGACUCUGUGAUGCAGCUGCAGGAGGAGGCCCACCUCAACACCUCCUUCAAGCACUUCAUUUUCUUUGUUCAGGAGUUCAACCUCAUCGACAGGCGAGAGCUUGCUCCCCUGCAGGACUUGAUCGAGAAGCUUGGAUCCAAGGACAGAUAGACAUUUCAUCACACAUCUCCCCUUUUUUUAAACAGUUUCCUUUUCCUACUUUGUCCCUCUCUGUGACCUCAGCUACCUCUAUGACUUCUAGUCUCAACUCUUCAAAUCUGUGCCUUCUUCUUUUCAUUUCAUAAAGGUUUGUACUGUACUUGUCCUUGUAUUCAUUUUCUUAUCUUUUAUGCUGCCUUUGAGCCCUCUCUUCCAUUUUGCCACUCUAGAUCAUAUGAAAUAGUGUAGUGUGUGAUAAGAAUAUUUUUUCACAGGACUGUGGUUAACAACUCUGUAAGAGCAACCUACUGAAUAUUGUAUAUUGGGCCAAGGACAUUUGGAAAAACCAGCUUUUUUUCCCUUCAGAAGUUGGUAUACAGUGUUUUGAUUGUCUGAACAUAGACAAUUUUCUUUUUGCUAACUUUUAGCUAUAGUAAUUACAGUGACUGACCAAAUAUCCCAAUCUCAGCUUUUUGAAAUGUCCGUCAAUAUUGUGAAGUGGAGAGUAAAAACGUCAAAAGUAGUGACAUUGAACAUGCAUGACAAUACAAGUUUGUGGAAGGUAUUGUCAGUCUAACAUGAAGACGGGCACAAAAAUGCACAGGUAUAUACAUUAGUAUAUAGCUCUCUGUCCAGGCUGGUUGUGUAUCUGAUAUCCCAUGUAUGCUAAGAUGCUUCCUAUUGACACGCUCUUUGACACCGUUGCAUGUGAAUAGAUGCAGUGAUAGACAAUUUUGAAAUGCCUUUGUUCUUGCCCCACAAAAAACACCACCAUUGACUGCAUUAUAGCUAUGUUAAUUUGUUCAUGCAAUAUUGUGUUUUGAUAUUUUCCUGCUAAUUUCUUCAUUAAAAUAGUAAAAUGCAAGAUAUGGUGAUUACAGGGAUACUUUUAAACUGCUAGAUAGUGAUUACUGAUAGCCACUUAAAGCUUUUGUAAUCAUGACCCCAUAAAGGAGCUGGUAGAAAUCAUCGUGUCAACAGCAGAAAUUGUCUAAUGUGAAUUAUUUGUUUUACUGUCAUUUUAGUUAAUUUUUGUGGUGCCGAUUUACUUGUGGAACCCUGCAUAUUUGAUCUUUCAGUGCUGGUACUUCAUUUUAUUUUUUUUACUAAAUAUUUCCCCCCUGGAUUGUAAAAUAGAGCAAUAACGAUUGCACCUGUGCACGAUAAGGAUGAGUGACCUGAGGUAUAUGUAGUUUUUCCACAGAUGUCUUUAUUAGUCCUGGUGCAUGUAUCAUGGUCAUUUCCUGAGCUUAACUCUGGCUACAACAGCAGGGCUGUUUGUACUGCCAUCCUUUUACAAACUAAUGCAGCUAGUAUUCCUGAUGAAUGUUUCAUUUGGCAACUUUGAGCAAGGGAAUUAACCUAAACCUUCUUCAUGUUGGACCGAAAUUCAUAUCAGACAAUCAUGUAACCAAUUAGGAACUGUUAGAUAACUUAAUGCAUCACCAGGAACCAACCCAUGGGAUCGGGUGCAGUAGAGUGUUCAUUUUAUAACGUACUGCUUUUUAAGAAAUUGAAAGCCUUUCAACAAUGUGAGGAAAAACAACCAUGUUUUUACACUUUUAACUGCGAUUUAUCCACUCUUAGGCCCUUAUUUGAAUAUAUAACUAGUCCUUUCUUUGAAUCUAGUCACAUUUUUGAAAUGUAUUGCUUUUUCUUCACAAUUUUGUUUUCAAACUUUUGGCAUGGAGUUACAUUUCAUAUUACAUGUACAUGUAAAAUACAUGAAUGAAUUUACCUUUUCAAAUAAGGAACAAGGGCUUUGAAAUGAAUUAAAAGUUUUAUAUAUUUACAAUAAUGGUCCAAUCAUUGGGGGGUCAUUUUGACUGGGAGGAGGUGCGAGGAUGUAUGUACGAACAUUUUUUUUUUUGUAAAUAAGAUCAGUGUUUUAUCUGAACAAAACUGUGCCUUACAAAAAUGAAAAUGUCUGAUAUGACAGUAUUGGUAGAUCAAAAACUCAAUAAACACUGAAAGGACAA